GUCCCGAGGUGACCCAAUGCCGCAUUGAUUCCUCACAAAUCGCCCGGUUACCUCGUUUCUCCUCUUUAUUAACUUCACCCAUAAUUCCCAAAAAUAUUUCCCCAAAUCAUCAACCAAUUGUCCUUUGUCUUUUCUCAUAAAAAAACCACAAUAAAUCGUCACUAAAAGUCACUGAAAACACGAUCGUAAAGGGCGAGGGACACUGUAGACGUUCGGCGUGCCGGUCUGCCAGUCGCUACUGAUUCGCAGGCAGAAACGCGUCUCCGCGUCGUAUCAACGGUUCGAUCUAUUGAAAAUUCAAGCACAACGGACAUUUCAAUUUCUCCAUUUCGCUGAUAGCUUUGUUUUGUUUCGACUCGUGCGUUCAGUUAUGUGCGUUCAGUUAUUUCCGAUUGUUGGUGAAGUAAUCAAGUGCAAUUGCGAAGUUGUGGAAUUUUGACUGGGGGGGGGGGCGACGAGGAUUUGGAAAACCGUUACAUUUUUUGUCAUUUCACUCUUGGCUAUCGGUUUCGUGGAUAAACUGGAGCGCCAUUUACAAACAAAACAUGUGUCAUUGAGCUCGGAAUUGAUGGAACAUCUUUGAAAACAUUCGUGUGGUGUCGACAGAGCAGGGGCGAGUGGGAGAAUCCAAUCAUUGAGGGGUAAACUAGAUUUGUGAGUAAAACAUCAGCAUGUCAAGACAGCGAGGGCUGGCUGAGUAAACUCGGUGUCCGCAGGAUGGAACCAACCAAGGAAUCACACUCCCGUAUGCUAUCGGAUAAAGAGGUCAUUUACGCGUUACACACGCACAACAUCCGGCCCGACUCAUACGACAAAUAUAUCAAGAAUUACAAAGAGAAUGUCGAUCUCAUUCAUUCCAAGAAGGGUGAGUUGAAUCAUGAACUGGUGGCUUCCUGGACCGUCGAGGUUGGCGAUCUUGAUCAGGCGAUACAUCUUUGGCAGUACACUGGGGGGUAUGGCAAGAUUGAUCAUGCACAGAUGCAUUUAUCGAAGGAUGAGUCUUAUCAGCGAUUACUCAAGGAGCGUGGCAAUUAUCUCCGCUCUCGACAUCUCCAGUAUCUCCUGGCAUUUAGCUUCUGGCCGCAGAUCGUUAAACGAGCAGGACCAAAUAUUUAUGAAAUACGUAGCUACAGACUCAGACCCGGCACCAUGAUCGAGUGGGGAAAUAACUGGGCUAGAGCCAUUAAUCACAGGAGAAAUAAUGAUGAGCCGUUUGCUGGGUACUUUUCGCAGAUUGGGAGAUUGUACAACGUUCAUCAUAUCUGGUGCUACAAGGACCUCCAAUCAAGAAAAGAGACUCGCGAGAGUGCCUGGCGCUCCCCAGGUUGGGACGAGUGCGUCGCCUACACAGUUCCCCUCAUCCGAGAGAUGCACUGUCGCAUCCUCCGGCCCACGGCCUUCUCCCCCACCCAGUAAACCCAAAACCAAAAUUAUGAUUGAAGAAAGAAACACAAAGAAAGCGUCAAUUUAAUUUGUAAACUGCCACCAGGCAUUUUUUUUUUCGAAGUCUACCUUCUCUUUUGUUGAAAACCUUUGGAAAUUGAUUUACGUUUAUUUUAUAUAUGUAUAAAUGGAUAGAAAUUGAAUAAUCUUGUAUCAUCGUUGUUGAUAAUAAAAGAUAUGUACGGGAAGACUUGUAUAAAAUAUGUAAUAAAUAUUGUUACUCAUUCA
Diachasma alloeum is the source of this 1671-nucleotide messenger RNA. It is a transcript of the gene Nipsnap, whose product is annotated as protein NipSnap. The transcript has 5 exons. The coding region runs from base 718 to 1416 and encodes 232 amino acids. The record is from RefSeq and is a predicted model, not a curated record. NCBI's taxonomy places the organism in Eukaryota, Metazoa, Arthropoda, Insecta, Hymenoptera, Braconidae. Gene Ontology annotation, cellular component: mitochondrion.